This is a messenger RNA of Phaeoacremonium minimum UCRPA7, 228 nucleotides long. Its product is annotated as putative duf895 domain membrane protein. The transcript is spliced from 2 exons. The coding region runs from base 1 to 228 and encodes 75 amino acids. The record is from RefSeq and is a predicted model, not a curated record. Lineage: Eukaryota; Fungi; Ascomycota; Sordariomycetes; Togniniales; Togniniaceae.
AUGGUAGGUAUUAUCGUUGGUGCUUUUGGCUACCCAUUCUACGUAUCUGAACUUUUCUAUUACGACCGCAAGGCCACUCUUACGUACCCAAUCGUUGGCGGGGCCGUACUUGGUCUCUGCGCAGGCCAGCUUUGGGCCGGUGUGAACUACAUCGCCAUUGCAUACGCUGAUGAGAACAAGGGUCGAUUCUAUGCGACACAAGCCGCCAUGAAAGCCGCAGAAACAUGA